Messenger RNA from Aureobasidium subglaciale EXF-2481, 3367 nucleotides. RefSeq lists its product as uncharacterized. NCBI's taxonomy places the organism in Eukaryota, Fungi, Ascomycota, Dothideomycetes, Dothideales, Saccotheciaceae. The record is from RefSeq and is a predicted model, not a curated record. Gene Ontology annotation, molecular function: protein binding. The coding region runs from base 108 to 3107 and encodes 999 amino acids. The transcript has 2 exons.
GAAUCAACGUAGACAUAGAAUCUUCUUUUCUUCUGGAUCGUCUCCAACCUACGUGACUUUUCCUCCCACCGGCUCCCCAUAGACGCCUUGGGUCGCCAUCAGCCACAAUGGAUCACUCAACCUCGGCCACUCCUCUCAAGUCCUCCUCAGGCAUCCCAAAGUUUUCUUCCAUCGCAAGACCAUCGACUUCAAGGUUGCCUGCCCCUAACAGUGAACACAAGUCUGCAUUGCCUUCCCCUACCAAACCUUCUGCUUUGGUAAAACCCUCGCCUGCAAAGAAGGCUCUCCCAAGACCACCAUCAUCUAGCACUGGCUUUAGAUCAAGUAUUUCUGGACCCUCUACUGGUAUCAUUCCACCCAGGACAUCGUCACACCGUUCGACAUACUCCAUCUCGGAUCGCUCUGUUACUACGGCCAAAAAGCCUGCUUCACGCCCAGUGUCGUAUAUUGCACAAUCUCGAAGGCCUGUUUCUAGCUUCAUCACGACCAACCAACAGGAGGAUCUAAAUGAUCAACUAGGUUCUCUUGAUGGAUUUCGUAGUGCUUCACGUGCCGCUUCAAGGCAAGGCAAUCAUGAUAAUGAAGACUUUGAUGACGUCCCGACCACCCCAAAUACGAAAAGAGCAGCUCGACUAUCAUUGUCAGAUCGGACUAUGGAGAGUCUUUCGCGACUUCCUGAAACCCCAGGGACUGACAGGCGAAGAUCAAGCUUCUUUGCGCCUCAAAGUCCUAUGGGUCCACCAUCACGUCCGGCUUCUGCUCUGAGCAACGACGAGACUCGAGAAAUGACGCUUCCCAAGCCUACUGGUAAGAUCGUUUCUCCAACCAAACGAACUUCUGCCAUGGUCCCUCCAUCGACAGAAAUGCCUACCAAGUAUUCUACCCCAAGAGCGCCCUCUUCGAUCGGCAUAGCACCUUCUAGAUUGAGCCGUCCUGCUUCAGUAGCAGGAAAAUCUGCUAUAGGUAGCAGCACGCCCAAACCUCCCACGGCGAAGCCGCUCCAACGCACGAGUAGUCUUCGUCAGCCAGGAGCAGGGAUCAGCUCUACUCCCAGACCUAGGCCAACAACAAGUGUUUCGACUCCGGCGAUAAGAACAAGACCGACGCCUGCUACAAUUGUAAAAGUCGCACCUCCGAAAGAAUCACAGACACCUUCCGAGAAGCCGGCCAAUUCUUCCGCGGCACUUAGGGAUCAAAUAGCGAAAGCAAAAGCCGCUAAGAAGGCACCAAGUACAUUGAAGGGACAGUCAGUCUCCAAUGAUUUCGAUCCCUUUGCGGAUCCGUUCAAUACGAGACCUAAGAACGGCAAUGGUCUUUUACGCAAAAGGAUAGAAGCCGCUCGCGGUGAUGGUCGUUUGAACAUUGCGGGAAUGAGCCUCAAACAAAUUCCAGACGAAGUCUUGAACAUGUAUGAUCAGCAAGAGGGCAACAGUUUAAAUUGGAGUCAGAUGACGGAUCUUGUUCGCUUUGUAGCGGCGGAUAAUGAACUCGAGAUCAUCUCUGAUGAUAUCUUCCCGGACAUCACGACUGAGUCGGCAAUGAAUGAUGAGAAAGAAGUCAAGGGAUUGCAAUUUCGCAGCGUUGAGAUGGUUGAUUUUCACGGAAAUAGUCUUCAGACAGUGCCUGCUGGUCUGCGCUGGUUGGAGAGGCUGACUGUCCUGAACCUGUCUCACAACAAAUUGGGCAAUGCCAUCUUCGACACAAUCGGUCAGCUCGAGACUUUGAGUGAACUCAGAUUGGGCAACAACAACUUGACUGGGUAUCUUCCUCAGACAAUAGGACGCUUGAACAGCCUCAGAAUACUGGAACUGCAACACAAUAAGCUUCUUAGUCUCCCAGAUGGCUUACGCGAACUUGUUGACUUGCAAAUCCUCAACGUCGCUGGGAACCAACUCACCGGGCUUCCUAUGGAUGUUUUGGAGACAUUGCCUAUUAUACACCUCAACGCUUCAAAUAAUGCCAUGGUCGGCGCUCUGUUUCCCUUCAGCGUGUCAGGGCUUGCCAAACUCGAGUAUCUGGAUGUUGCAAACAAUUCACUAGCUUCGCUUGCGUUCUCUGAGAAUCUGUCAUUACCCGCGAUCAAAUCCAUCAACAUGGCAAGCAAUAGAAUAGUUGCACUACCAGACAUGUCUGGCUGGAAGGAUCUAAUAACUCUAGCUGCUGCUGACAACAAAAUCUCCGUGCUACCUCAGGGUUUCACAAGUUUGAAACACCUCAAACAGGCCGAUUUGACAGGCAAUGAACUCAGCAAACUUCACGACAACAUUGGUCUUAUGGACUCUCUGGAUGUACUGAAAGUGGCUGCGAAUCCUCUUCGAGAGCGUAAACUCUUGAACAUGUCCACCGAAGAGCUCAAACGUAACUUGGCUCAACGUCUGAGUACACCGGGUCAAGGGGAUAAGGGUGAUGGAUUUGAAGAUGAGGGGAUCGACAUUCAAUCACCGCAUGAUUCCGGCUCACAAUGGGGAGUCGUUUCCGGAACGCUCGAUCUCCGCGAAAGAAAACUUGUGGACGACGAUGCCGACGUGCUUCGAUCAAUAUUCGGGACCGAAGAUGUCCGCGAACUGAAACUGGCCAAAAACAAUUUCGUCACAAUACCGUUCGAAAUCUCUUUGGCUCAAAAUCUCAGGAUCUUGGACAUGUCAAAUUGUUCGCUCGGAGACAAGUAUUUGAGUGAAGUCCUGACUUUACAAGCUCUUCAGGAACUGUUCUUGGGAAGCAACAAGAUCUCAACUUGGGAACCACUCUUAAGUUUGUUGCACGCGCCACGUCUUUCUUAUCUGGACAUGUCAAACAACAGACUGAUUGGAUCAGUCCCUCGUGUCCGAGAAUCUUUUCCAGAGUUGAAAGUGCUACAUGCUGGGAGCAACAGAAUUGAUGCGGUCUCUGAUGAGGCUCUUGCAGGUCUGCAGUCAGCUGAUCUUGCAGAUAACAACAUUGGCUACAUGCCUCCGGAGAUCGGCCUAUUGUGGGAUCAAGGUCUAAAGGGACUGAGUAUUGGUGGCAACGUUUUUCGCGUACCUUCACAUCGAGUUCUCGAAAAGGGAACGGAAGCUACCAUGAUGUGGCUCAGAGAUAAGAUUCCACAGGAUGAUGAAACAUUUUGAGACGAGAGGAGACGAGUAGUGGGAUGACAAUGUCUGCUGGCAGAGGGUCGUCUAGAUUGGGUCAUGCAAUAGUGUGUGGCUGAGUGUCGGAUAUUUUUCUGACUUGUAGACUUUUUCGUAUUCGUCUUUUCUAUUCUUCAAUUGUCUCGUUCGUUUUAUGUCGAUUGGAAGUAUGUGACCGUGGUGAGUGAGUACAAGACUCUCGAGAUCCUCUUAGCGGGUUACACAGGAAAUCAAGAAAGCAUUCCACCCUUCCGUAA